Messenger RNA from Cooperia oncophora, 258 nucleotides. The record is from the annotation of a GenBank genome assembly. NCBI's taxonomy places the organism in Eukaryota, Metazoa, Nematoda, Chromadorea, Rhabditida, Trichostrongylidae.
AUGCCAGUUCUUAUUUCCAGCCGUCCUCGAACUACUGAUGACGAGCUGGAUGAGAUCAUGGAAUCACAUGACCAAGCAGCAGCUCAGAAAGCAGCCGGGGAUUUCCAGCAGAUGCUUCAGCAGAUGGUGAAAGUUCAAGAGGAAGCAUUGCGGCAAGCCGAAGCUUCUGGGCAGCAAGUAACUGAAAUCGACAAGGAAGCUCAGGACAUGAUUGAAGCUAUGAAAGCACUCAUGGAAAGCAGUGGAAAGGUUGGCUGA